AUGGAAGACAAGCGCCUCCGCCUCAAGAUCUCUUACGUUUCAAAGACCUCGUAUUCCUCUGCAACUGAUGCCCCUCUGCUUAGAUCUGGGGUUCCAUCGAAGCUCACUCUCGGGAGGAUCGGCUCCGCUUUCCUCUUCUCUCUCAAUUCAGCCAUAGGCUACAUGCUCAUGCUCGCUGUGAUGUCCUUUAAUGGCGGUGUUUUCAUAGCAGUGGUUUUAGGGCUUGGAAUCGGCUAUAUUCUCUUCAGAGGAAUCGGUGAAGAGGAGAUACUCUAUGGGUUUGCUUGCUAG
This is a messenger RNA of Amborella trichopoda, 291 nucleotides long. The record is from RefSeq and is a predicted model, not a curated record. Lineage: Eukaryota; Viridiplantae; Streptophyta; Magnoliopsida; Amborellales; Amborellaceae.